UGGUUGUGGACCUCCCGUUCCGGAUUUCAUUGUUGCCACUUGGAUCCGCUGUGGCUUAAUACCUUACCACCGGAGACUUUACCCUUCUGGAUUAUCAAGAUGUCUGGGCGUCAAAAUGAAUACUUCAUCCCUGGGGAUGGUAUCAGCCGGGAAGUCAUUCAAGCAGACAUUUGUCGCUACCUUGGAAAUGAUGCGCUCGUAAGACCUGGAAAUCACAAUGGCUGUCAAGGCUACUUCAUCCGGGCUUAUCGGAAUCUCACAUCUGAAAUGAUUGCUGACCUCAAAGCGGACUCUUCUCGCUGGGAGGCAGAUGUAAUGCGCCGGAAAGAUCAAGGCCACCCACGGGGUCACUACUACCAUAAUGAUUAUCAUAUGCAGCAAGAAUACCCUCUGCCUCACCAAGGUCCUAAUGUGCUUCCGCCAACUUACGGGCAUGGUGCGUCUGUUCCUCCGGCGCCAAGUUAUGGUACUUCUGUUCCUCCGGCAAGCUAUGGUACAUCUGCGCCAAUCCAUGAGGCGCGCUCAUCAACUGGUCCAUCUCCACCUCCCACCUACAGUGCUCCUCCACCCCAACAAUACAUGGAAUCGUAUGCUACAAACCCAUACGGGCAGGCGCAGACUCCUCCUUAUUCCACACAUUCUACUCCGACGUCGUAUCCUGCUACCCACUCCAACCACUCCAACCACUCCACUCACUCCACCACCCACUCACAUUCGCCUUUCGCGCCUGGUCAGAAUCAGUUCCCUUCGCAGCAGCAAAUUCCUCCCUUCACCACGUCAGCUCAACCUGCAGUUUCUGCUGAGAUCCACCCGUCAUACAAGUACACAAGUUCCGGUUACGGCUAUGAUGGUGGAUGGAACAAUGCUCCCAGAACAUAUCCCGGGCCUGGCUAUGAGACCGAGACGGAGUAUUCCCCUAUUACCACUGGAGUGAACUACCCGGCUACCACAGCCGCUGACCCUCGCAUGCCUGGAAUGGGAUUAAGAUACACUCCGGAGUCGACAUAUUCGGACCGCAAUAGGCCACAGCCGGCAAGAGAUAACCGUGCCCGGUAAAGGAUUCGUACUUCCAUGGACCUCAUAGUUUGACGUUCCGGGAAAGUUGAUUUUUUUUUUUUUUUUUUUUUUUCUUUGAUUCUUUCUUUUUAUAAUUCUUCGUUUGAACAAAAAUGUCAAAAGAGCAAUUCUUUUAUACCCCGUUGCCCAGGAGUACCAUGGCCGGA
Aspergillus glaucus CBS 516.65 is the source of this 1223-nucleotide messenger RNA. RefSeq names its product putative transcription factor RfeG. The coding region runs from base 100 to 1056 and encodes 318 amino acids. The transcript has 3 exons. NCBI's taxonomy places the organism in Eukaryota, Fungi, Ascomycota, Eurotiomycetes, Eurotiales, Aspergillaceae. The record is from RefSeq and is a predicted model, not a curated record.